Molecule: messenger RNA, 1306 nt
Organism: Micropterus salmoides (largemouth bass)
Lineage: Eukaryota; Metazoa; Chordata; Actinopteri; Centrarchiformes; Centrarchidae
Product: DELTA-sagatoxin-Srs1a-like
Exons: 3
Coding region: 168-716 (182 amino acids)
Biological process (GO): cytolysis in another organism; monoatomic cation transport; pore complex assembly
Cellular component (GO): pore complex
Molecular function (GO): channel activity
Source: RefSeq, a predicted model, not a curated record
UUCCUGGCUGUUAUGAUCACUGUAGUUCCUCUUUCACUUUGGACGACCAGUAAAUAUCAGCCAGCCGACAGCAUCAGUCUCACUUCACAGCUCGGUCCUGGUCUCAGUCGGAUCACUGAGGAAGAUCAACCAGAGACUCUGAGGCUCCACAGCAGGUUCAAGACAUCAUGGGAAACCGUCAGUGCACUGUUGAGAUUGAGAAUAAUUCUCAAUACAACUUCUGUAACCCGCAUGUGUACACGCUCAGUGGAUACCAUAAGGAUUUGCCACUAACUAUUGGUCCCUCUGAAUCUCGCUGCGGUCAGUUCCUCAAGACGUCUGGUACAGCACGUGGAGCUGUUGGAGUCUUCACUUACGAUCUACAGAUUAAAUCUACAGAAAGAGAUGUUGGAAAAAUGGCAGUCAUGUUCUCCGUUCCUUAUGACUACAACAUCUACUCUAACUGGUACGCAGUGGGAGUCUUUGAUAUGAGGAUUAAGUGUGAUCACAGCCUGUUUAACGACAUGUAUUACAACCCAGAAAGAGGGUUUUUCAGAGCUAAAGCUAAAGACAGUCUGACUUACAGAAGCAAAGCAGUUACCAUCAGAGCCACCAUGUCAGACAGUUGCAAACCUGUCAUCAAGAUCCAGGUGUCUCCAGGUUCUAAGCAACAUAAUUCCUACAUGGCAGAAAGUUAUAUUCACUUUCAUUCUCGCACUUUUCGUUUUCAACAUUAGUUUGUUUUACAUCUGCUGUCUGUUUAAGUGCAACUGCAUUUUUCCCCCUUGUUUUGUAAAACAGAAUGUUUUAUAUUUUAGCACAGCAUGUUUCCAGUUUUUUAGUUUUCAAAUGGAACAACACAAGCAGAAAUAUUUGGCUAAUUAUCAGCAUUUUUUUUUCUGCAAUAAGAGGUGGCUGUUCUGAAUCACUCUGAAACGCCCACAGAAGACGAUCCACAAAUGAUCCACAAAUAUUUCACUGUCCACAAAUAUGUAUAUUUACAUUUGUGUAAUGUCCACAAAAAUACAGUGACGUGUUCACACAAAACAGUUUUUGCUCAUUGUUGAUGACUUCCUGACAAUUUGUGGGUCACGUUCCAUUUGUGACUUCCCUUUUACACAUUUGUUGAAUUUUGUGUGUCACAGAAACAUAAAAUGUCUGUGGCACUGUAUCAUGUACAGACUUACCAAAAGGCAUCUGAGCGAUGCCCAACGCCGAACAGGAAGUUGUUGUAACUUCAGUGUUCAAAUUUAAUAUGUUUGUGAUCUGAUGAGCUUUUUAUCAGCAGGGCAGGCCUGCAAAAUAAAGAUGUAAAUGUUUUGCAACA